AUGUUUCCUUUAAGCUUGAAUAUACCGAUUCAGAAACUAUCUCAUCGAAUAUACAUCCCAUUAUCAGCAACAUCGCGUCAACCAACAGUAUUCAAUUACUCGACUGAUUGUAACGAAUGCAUAUGUCAUGGGAUCAAUUCAAUUUCUACAAAAAUUUUCGCAGUCAACUGUAUGACUAGCAUACGCGUCUGUUUGAUCUAUUCAGACUCAAGUGCUAACUAUUCAAUCCAAUGGAAUUCGACGAGUGAUUUAUAUUUCUUCAAUCUGUCAACUUCGGUGACAACAGAAACUCCGAGUUUUUCCGUUGGUUGGAAUCGGAGUGGUGUCACUGUAGCUGGUGUCACUGGUUCAUCGGGUCUUGCAGGCAAUCUAUUCAAUCAUCCAUUUUGUUUGGCAUUAGAUUCAUCAAAUACAAUCUACGUUACGGAUCAACCAAAUCAGCGAGUUCAGCAAUGGGUAUCAAAUGCAUCAACUGGUAUAACUGUAGCUGGACAAGCUAAUGGAACUAUGGGUAGCUCAUUAGCAUAUCUAUGCUAUCCUAGUGAUUUGGUAUCAGAUUCCGAUGGGAAUCUAUACAUUGCAGAUGCAGGAAAUCAUCGGGUAGUACUCUGGUUGAAAAAUGCAUCAACAGGAAUAGUAGUCGCUGGAACUGGUGAGUUUCCUUAUUGUAAAUUGAUUUAUGACGUUUUCUCUGCUCUAUUAGGCGUGGUAGGUAGCACAAACAACCAACUAGCGAAUCCGUUUGGUGUGGAACUUGAUAGAAGCACGAACACACUUUAUGUAGCAGAUACUGAUAAUCAUCGCGUCAUGAAGUAUUUAUCGAAUUCGUCAUCGGGUAUUCUAGUAGCUGGCGGAAAUGGUCCUGGGACAGGUUCUACACAAUUAAACAAUCCUCGAGGUCUUUAUUUCGAUUCAUCAACGAAUAGCUUAUUCAUUGCCAAUAAUUAUGCUCAUAAUAUCGUCCGAUGGGUACUGGGUGAUAGUUCAUGGACAUUAAUCGCAGGAAGCAGUGCCGGUGUAUUUGGUACAACGUCAAUGUUGUUAUAUUAUCCAACAGAUGUUACAUUCGAUUCACUGGGUAAUAUGUAUGUGUCUGAUGAAGGAAAUCAUCGUGUACAAUUUUAUCUAUCUGGUCAAUCGAAUGGAACAACAAUCAUCGGCACUACCAGUGUAUCAGGUAGUACUCCUGAGCUACUUAAUACUCCAUCCUCAUUAGCUGUUGACAACGAAUUCAAUGUCUACGUGGUUGAUUAUAACAAUUAUCGUGUACAAGAGUUUUUUCACUAUUGA
Molecule: messenger RNA, 1290 nt
Organism: Adineta ricciae
Lineage: Eukaryota; Metazoa; Rotifera; Eurotatoria; Adinetida; Adinetidae
Source: the annotation of a GenBank genome assembly